AUGCUUUUAAUCAAAUGUCACGGACUCACGGGGAUAUCAACUCAGCAAGAUUUCAUUCCCCAAAUUCAAAACGGGCGUCGUUUCAUUUGGAAUUAUCAGAAAGAAAACCAGGGCGCAGUGGUCAUCGUCUUCACAAGAACUGCACCUCAGGCAGCCUCAGUUGCAGCUGCAAAAGAUUUUCCGGCUAGGGCUGCACCUUCUUGCGCCUUAAUAGGUCUGCCAGUAACAGCUUUGGUUUGUAGCAAUGGGAACCAAGGGCAGCUUGUGUUUUGCAAACAGCAUGGAGCCGCUAUAAAAGAGAAGCUUCAAAAGUCUCCCAGAUUGGCUAAAGAGGGUAGUCUUUCUGCCACUGAUCACCAUGCUGUCUCAGAAACACAGCAUAAGUAG
This is a messenger RNA of Prunus armeniaca (apricot), 387 nucleotides long. Lineage: Eukaryota; Viridiplantae; Streptophyta; Magnoliopsida; Rosales; Rosaceae. The record is from the annotation of a GenBank genome assembly.